Messenger RNA from Micropterus salmoides (largemouth bass), 5079 nucleotides. Its product is annotated as amphoterin-induced protein 2-like. The record is from RefSeq and is a predicted model, not a curated record. Bases 689 to 2206 code for a protein of 505 amino acids. Lineage: Eukaryota; Metazoa; Chordata; Actinopteri; Centrarchiformes; Centrarchidae. Gene Ontology annotation, molecular function: protein binding. The transcript has 3 exons.
AACAAAUGGAAAGGGCCUCUGGAAGUUUCUAAGCGGCCGUGCCCUAUCAAGGGGAAUCUUUUUCCCCCCUUGGGCUUUUGUCCAGACGGUUAAAGGGGGGUUGAGGGGACCAAAAGAAGUCCCUGAGGGAGAAUGUUAUUGUUUCCGGAGCUGCAGAUGACACGCUUCUUAGAGAAAGAGGGAGGAUCUGCUGAGCGUGAAGCAAACGCUUCGUCUGAAUGCCUGCCACCUGCAUAAUUUUUUUGGAUUUGACCCCUUGACCAUUUAAACCGACCACAAGUGACGUAGUAGGAAAGUGGUGGACAAAUAAAUCUGUGGCUCUAAAAAGCAGCAUUUUUGCAUGUAGGACAACAGUUAUUCAGAAACGCAAACUCAAAGCUGGUGAAACAACUGAAAUGGUUGUAGCUUGGAGUGUCGCUCAAGGACAGGCCUCAUGUUCUCUACCUGGAAUGUGAACUCUCUAACCUCCACUCAGCUACACCUUUCACCUGUCUUCUCUGUAGAGGCUGAAAGAGGUAUUGAACUGCGAAUCCACAUGAACUGUGUAUGUGUGGAUCUACAAGGCAGAACAAGAAAGCAAAAGGGAAAAAAAGUUCAUUAAAGCUGUCCACUAUCAGAUGCUGGUAAACCUGACAUGUGCACACCCAGUGAGACAGUAACCGAGAUCUCAUCCUGAGGGAAUACCAGGAUGCCUUCCACUGCAUUACAUCUUUUGGGCAAGAUCAGUGUUGGAGGUGGGCACAGCAACCCUGCUGCUGCAGCCUUGCUGCUUUCCCUGUGUCUUGGCUUCCCUCCCUCUGUGGCCACUUGCCCACCAUACUGCCUUUGUGCCAGCGAUAUAAUUUCCUGCAGCGGCCGCAAUCUGUCUGCGCUGCCCUUUGAUCUCCCAAGCUAUGCCACACGGUUGGACCUGAGCCACAACGCCCUCACUGUCCUGCCUGUGGACUGGAUUUCCCAACCAUUCAACCGGCUUACUUCACUGGUUCUCAGCCGAAACUCCAUAAACCGAAUUGAGGUGAGAGCCUUCACUGUGACACCACAUCUCCUCCACCUGGAUCUCUCCUCCAACCAACUAACAGUGCUGAACUCGUCCAUCUUCACUGGGUUGAAGGAACUGAAAGAGCUGCUGCUGUUUGGCAACCAGAUCAUCCAGAUUAACCAAGGGGCCUUCAGCGAUCUUCAGAGUCUGCAGAGGCUCUACCUCUCUGGGAACAGACUGAUGGCUUUCCCUCUGGGGCUUUACUGGGAACCUGGAGGUCCUCGUAAUCUGUCCUUUCUCGAUCUGUCAUACAACAGGCUGUCCAAGGUGCCGGUCCAGAGCCUGCUGUCUCUCACGCAGCAAGGUGGAAUUUAUUUGCAGGAAAACCCUUUGGUCUGCGACUGUGCUUUACUCGCCUUGCUGGAGUACUGGAUGUGGAAACAGUAUCGCCCACUGGUGGAGUUCAGAGGUGAAUACCCAUGUAGAGACGAUUCAGGUCCGGGGUCGGAAUGUACCCAGCGGGUAGUGUCAGAUAUGUCCCUUGAGGCACAGACUUACCAAGUAGAACCUGGUAAAUGGCUAAGCGUGCCAUGUCCAGGGUUGGCUUCUCCAGCCCAGGAGGAGCUGUUGGUGUUCUGGGUUACCCCCAGGACUGUGGUGAAUUCAUCAACCAAUGAUCCAAGUGCCCACCUGAUAGUUUUCCCCAAUGGUACCCUUGAAAUCCGAGGAGCCCUGAUGGAGGAUUCCGGUAUGUAUGGGUGCGUGGCAGGCCGCAGGAGCCACUAUGACCCCAACAAGUCUCUGGAGGUCAAUGUGGUGGUUGGAAACUUAGGUACUGCCUCCAUCAGUGGCUUGGCACAUCGCAGUGGUGCCGAGCAUUUCAACACAGCGUUCACCACCCUGGCUUCCUGUGUGGUCAGCAUCAUACUGGUGCUGCUCUAUCUCUACCUCACUCCCUGUCGAUGCAGGGAAAGCCGGGGUGGGGGAUCGAGAGGGUGCGGCGGACGAGCCAUCAUCCUCUGUUCAGACCCCAGGGAGGUAGAGUCAGGAGAGCGACGGUCAAAUGGAAAGAGGGUGGCUUUCUUAGAACCGCAGGCAGAUGACUCUGAUAUUGGUGGUCUAAAAACACCAGCAAUGAACUUGGGUCAUGUUACCACUGAGGGAAUUCUCAAGAAUGGAAGUAGGACAGUGGGACAGACCCUCACAGAUGCCGCUCACAUGGCGUAGCAAGAAAAUUACCUUUUUUACAUUCCGGUAUUCUUACAGUCUGAACCCAAGUGUUUUUUUUUUUUUUCACUUUCUUGUUUCAGUACAAGAGGAAAAAAAUACAUUUGAUGUAAUGUACUGUGAUUCUUGUGAAGUAGAUAUGCACUGUAGCUUUUGGGUGUUUGCUCUGAAGCAGAAAAUGCAGUCGUUUUGUAGGCAGGAUUUCAAUUAUGUCUCGACUGUAAGUGGUGUCUGUUGUUUUUUUAAUAUUAUGAGUUCAAAUGUAAAUUUCACUGUUAACGCGGGAAAUUGUUACUGCAAAGAUCACAAAGAUUAUUUAAAUGUGGGUGGUGUUUCAAAUUGAGAGGAAUAUUCACACCUGAAUUGAUAAGCUGCUAGAGGCAUUAGUGGUUGUUAGACAGUAUAUGCAUGGUGAAUACUGCCAUCACAGUGACCCUUGUUAUUUUUAACCAUCUGUCUCUGUACUGUGGAGCGUACCGUUUUCAUUUGUGUGAAAUUAUCUGAACUUUGAUGUUUUGCCAGAUAAGAUUGUGUCUGCUACACACCCUCUUUUUUUAAAAAAAUGAUGUUAAUUAAAUAUAACCCAGUGAAAGCAACCCUACAAACCCUUUUCCCCUUACCCAUAUCGUCUGUGAAGAUUCUCAGUCAUCCAGGUCACGGUUAUGUAAGGAAGGUCAAAAUCAAGUGCAACUGGACCUGGCUGAAAACGUUUUGCCUCCCAUCCAAGAGGCUUCUUCAAUUCAAAUGUCUUGGAUGAUAGGCGAAAAUCUUCUGCCAAGUCCAGUUGCUGCCCUUGAUUUGAACCUUUUUGGGUAGCUUACCCAUAUUGUAUUGAGAUUUCUACCCCCAGUACAAUGAAUGCCAAUGGAAUUUUCUUAUGCUGUUGAUAGCACUGAAAAUUGCAUUUAAAGCUGCAUUGAUCCACAUUUGUUUUUUAUUAACAAUGGGUCAAAUUGCUUUAAUGUGAAAGGGGUCAAAGUGAUGAACAAAUUUUUAAUACUAUGGUUCUCCCCUGGAGCAUGUUAGCAUCUUUCUUUUUCUAGCUUGUGAAGAAAGUCAAACAUCUAGUAGCUAAAUACCCAGCUAUCUUUGUCAGGGGUUGAUAGAGUUACGUUGGGAGAAACCUGAUUACAAAUGAAUGCCACUUAUCUCCUGGAUGUGGGGUAGGCAGUUCUUAAGAACCCACUGUACACUACCUGCCCAGCACCAAACAGCAGACUGACACAGUAGCUGGUGAACACAUUGGAACAUUUAGCAGCUACAGAGACAGAUAUUUCUAUUUGGUAGAAAGCAAAACAGUACUAAAAGGAGAGUCAAUAUUGGACUUUCAUUUACUAGGUGGCCAGAACGAGGGAUGGGCAAAAUGUAUUUUACUUUUAUUUAAGUGUAUUAAAAUAAACUUCAAAAAACAGCAGUUUUCAUUAUUACUUCCGUAUUUUUUUGUGCACAACUGAUGAAAACUUAACAUAGGCUGAAAGUUAACGAUAACUGUGAGGGCUGCUACUCAGUAUUUUACAGUAACAAAAGUCUAAAGUAUUAUGAUACAAAAUAUGAAGCCAUUUUCAUUAACCCUAUCAAAUAAAAAUGACAAAAUCCUAUUUUGUAUUUUAAGUAUGUAUUUUAAAUACAUGCAUCAUAAAUACUGCCCGUUCCUGGUCUGAACUGUGACUCUAAAUGAAUGCUAAUGUUUCUCUGUGUCUGCUGGAUGUGUAAAUAGGCAAUAGUUUGCUUAGAUUGCAAAGCAUUUUAACUUUAUUAAGUGAUAAUAUGUCAGUACUGUUACUUACAACUUGUUUCUAAACCCCAAAUGGUUAAAUAUCUGUUAACACUGCUUUCAAAAAAAUGCAUUGUCUGGCUAAACACAUAAUCCACAGACCUUGCUGUGAACAGUUUUAUUUGGACUUUAUUCUAUUAAAGUGAAUAGUCCUUGUAAAAACUGUUGAUGGUACGUUUGGUGGAUUAUAGGAUUAUUAUCAGGAAGAUGUGUUGCUGAAUUUCUUAAAUGCCAUUUUUAAAUGCAAAAACUAAAUGACACCACUUACGAAAUUCAGUUGGCAUUUAUUAUGGGGUGAAGGCAAAUAAAACUUUGAUCAGGGCUAGGGACCACUACAGGUAAGGGAGAAAAUAUGCUUUUUCAUAAUUUAAUUUGAUGGAUAAGUCUAAGAUGAUAUUGGAAUUUUCUUUUUUUUUUUUUUUUUUUUUUACAAAUGUAAGAAUUAAAAUGAGGUAGGAGGUAUUCAUGUGGCAGCGGCUUUAUCCUGUAUAACUGCUGUAAUUUGAGCGCAAUAUUUGUUAACAGAGAAAAUCCAUGGUUCUCUGAAGGGGUGUCAGAGUUCAGGACUGGUCCAGAUCCUUUGGAGCUGAUUUGGAUUGACACUGCAGGCUGGACACUUGUCAACCUGAUUCCUGUUCCUCCUGUUGAAAAUGGACUUCCCUGCUCACCCUCCACCUUGUUACAACAACCCACAGCUUUACAAACAGCAGAUUCACGGAGGAAUUGAUCCUUAUCAGUUCAGACAGGAGGGGAGUUUGGGCUUGCAGUGAAACCCCAGUCAGCCAAGGUUAGUGUCACACAAAUUAGAAGGUUUGCCAGCUAGCCCCGAGCCCACCGUGACCCAGAUUCCUCUGUCCUCCCUUUGUGUAAUUUUUAUAGGUAUGAGGAAUUGGUUCCAAGGUGCCAAGAGGCUUGUUAAAGUUUCCUUGGCUGUAUAAAUCCAGGCUACCACUGUCUGAAUAUUAACUUUUUAUAUAAAUACUUUCUUUCUGUUCUAUUAGACAUAGGACAAAUUUCUAAGUAGAGCAGUCAAGGUAACUCUUUGUCAGGACUUCAUGAGCUGCUAUUUUUAGGUAUGAAAUAAAAUGUUUUUAGAGGA